CGAGCCUUGUUCACAAAUGAGAAUGAUGUGACAAAUGAGGGUAUUGCUCAUAGACAGAAGCCUUGGUUUAGCGUCCAGUUCCAUCCCGAGCAUACAGCUGGACCAACAGACUGCGAAUUCUUAUUUGAUGUUUUUGUUGAUGCAGUUAAUUCAGUAAAACAGGAGAAGGCAUGCUAUGUGACUGACAAGAUAACCGCUUCGAUUUGUUAUGGAUCAGGCUAUAUCGUGAAACAUCAAAGAAAAGUGCUAGUCCUUGGAUCCGGCGGUCUAACGAUUGGUCAGGCUGGAGAAUUUGACUACUCGGGAGCACAGGCUCUGAAAGCACUCAAGGAGGAAGGCUUGAAAACGGUGCUUAUCAAUCCGAAUGUUGCUACCGUGCAGACUUCUAAAGGCUUCGCAGAUUUUACUUACUUUUUGCCGAUUACUAAAGAAUAUGUGAUUGAUGUGAGUGUGAUUAAAAAAGAACGACCUACGGGGAUUUUGUGCACAUUUGGAGGACAAACAGCUCUAAACUGUGCCAUCGAUCUCUAUAAGGAUGGAAUCUUCGAGCAAUACAAUGUCCAGGUACUCGGUACCCCAAUCCAAACGAUCAUGAAUACGGAAGAUCGUGAAAAGUUCAUUGAAGAAGUAACAAGUAUCGGGGAAGAAGUAGCCCCCAGCCGAGCUGCCACUACUCUCCAAGGAGCAAUCGAUGCAGCUGAACUGCUUGGCUAUCCAGUGCUGGUAAGGGCUGCUUACGCGCUAGGUGGACUUGGCUCAGGGUUUGCUGACAAUCGCGCGGAACUUGUAACGAUUGCGCAACAAGCGCUGGCACAUUCGGACCAAGUUCUGAUUGAUAAGAGUCUGAAGGGGUGGAAAGAGAUGGAAUAUGAAGUUGUUCGUGAUGCUUACGACAACUGUGUUACAGUAUGUAACAUGGAAAAUGUGGAUCCUCUAGGCAUACACACCGGAGAAUCUGUUGUGGUGGCUCCAUCCCAAACUCUUUCUGACAAAGAGUACAAUAUGUUGAGAACAUGCGCCAUCAAAGUGAUUCGUCACCUUGGAAUUAUUGGAGAAUGCAAUAUACAGUACGCCCUUGACCCGUUCUCCCAUACGAUUGGCAGCUCUAUGAAAUCAGUUGGAGAAGUGAUGGGGAUUGGACGGUCAUUUGAGGAAGCCUUCCAGAAAGCCCUCAGAAUGGUUAGUGAUCAUGCCGAUGGUUUCUCGCCCUACACAUUCCCCAGGAUGCCUACCGAUGAGGAUCUGGAAAAACCUACGGAUAAGCGAAUGUUUGCGCUCGCUAGAGGAAUGUAUCAUGGUGACUUUGAUGUAGAGAAAGCUUAUAAUCUCACACAUAUUGAUAGAUGGUUCCUAUACAGAAUGCAGAAUAUUGUAGAGAUCUACCAUAAGUUAGAGAAGGAGACGAUUGAUACGGUGGCUGGAGAAUGGCCAGCACAGACAAACUACCUCUACGUCACUUACAAUGGCGUUGAAAAUGAUGUGGCGUUUGAUAUGGUGAGUUAA
Molecule: messenger RNA, 1503 nt
Organism: Strongylus vulgaris
Lineage: Eukaryota; Metazoa; Nematoda; Chromadorea; Rhabditida; Strongylidae
Source: the annotation of a GenBank genome assembly